Molecule: messenger RNA, 1532 nt
Organism: Dicentrarchus labrax (European seabass)
Lineage: Eukaryota; Metazoa; Chordata; Actinopteri; Moronidae
Gene: pgam1b
Product: phosphoglycerate mutase 1b
Exons: 4
Coding region: 267-1031 (254 amino acids)
Biological process (GO): glycolytic process
Molecular function (GO): intramolecular phosphotransferase activity
Source: RefSeq, a predicted model, not a curated record
UCUUCUGAUUGGUGGAAACCAGCAGGAAGAGAGCUCGGGUCGUGAGCUCUGCCAAGUUCGAGACCGACCAGAUAACUCUACAAACCUACACCCGCCGCAGUCUAUCCCUCCAGGCUACUAAGAAAAUACCGCGCCCGGGUCUUUGCAGCCUUUUUCGGAGUUGCAGCGAGAUCAGGAUUAAUCUGCGGACACUGCUGCCGCAUUUGAGGAAGAGUCACUCACUCCAAAUAUUCCGGAAAUACAGCGCAGAGGGCAUCGGUGUGAGGAUGGCUGCGUACAAGCUGGUCCUGAUCCGCCAUGGAGAGAGCUGCUGGAACCAGGAGAACCGCUUCUGCGGCUGGUUCGACGCGGACCUGAGUGAGACCGGGGAGCAUGAGGCGAAGAGAGGAGGACAGGCGCUGAAAGACGCUGGCUAUGAAUUCGAUAUUUGCUACACCUCUGUCCUGAAGAGGGCCAUCCGCACCCUGUGGUUUGUUCUGGACAGCAUCGACCAGAUGUGGCUGCCCGUCCACCGGACCUGGCGCCUCAAUGAGCGUCACUACGGUGGCCUGACUGGGCUGAACAAGGCUGAAACCGCAGCUAAACACGGAGAGGCCCAGGUUAAGAUCUGGAGGCGUUCCUUUGACAUUCCUCCCCCGUCCAUGGAUGAGGAUCAUGAUUUCUAUCAGAACAUAAGCAAGGACCGGCGUUAUGCCGACCUGACCGAGGACCAGCUUCCCAGCUGUGAGAGUCUCAAGGACACUAUCGCCAGGGCACUGCCCUUCUGGAAUGAAGAGAUCGUUCCACAGAUCAAAGAGGGAAAAAGGGUGCUGAUUGCUGCCCAUGGCAACAGUCUCCGGGGCAUCGUCAAGCAUCUGGAGGGUAUGUCAGAAGAGGCUAUCAUGGAGCUGAACCUGCCCACAGGUAUCCCCAUUGUGUACGAGCUGGACAAGAACCUGAAGCCUUUAGGACCCAUGCAGUUCCUGGGAGAUGAGGAGACCGUCAAGAAGGCAAUGGAGGCUGUAGCUGCUCAGGGAAAAGCCAAGAAAUAGAUUAUCUCCCCCACCCCCCCGAUGGGCUUGAGUAUAGAUCAAUCAUCUGCUGUUAAGUUAUCAAGUUAUUACAAGGUCAUUUACCGUUACUGUUGUCAUCACAGACUUGCGCACACACAGACAUACAAUGUACACUUUAUUUUGAUAAUACCCAGCUUUCACACAGACAUACAAUCUGAAGUUUGAUUUGAUUGGUCUUUACAUCCUGAAACAUACAGUUCAUAAUUAGACAAUGGAUAUCAGAUGUAAUAUGGUUUAAGCACUGACCAAAAUGCAAAAUUAGGGACCAGCGAGAGGAGCAAACAUAGACUAACCCUGCAGAGUCGUUCCCAAGUAUUCCUUCCUAUUUACGAUCCAUGUAGGUGAAGCUCAGAGGGAACAGUAUAGUCCUUAAAGUAACACUGGCUGUUGUUAAAGUUGAUAUGCUCUGCACUGCUGAUUUCUGUUUGCUGUGGAAUUGUGAAAAAAUGAAUAAAUGUUGUGAACAAUUAUGUGAUGAAA